Racocetra persica is the source of this 127-nucleotide messenger RNA. NCBI's taxonomy places the organism in Eukaryota, Fungi, Glomeromycota, Glomeromycetes, Diversisporales, Gigasporaceae. The record is from the annotation of a GenBank genome assembly.
GAACUAAUAGAACACAAUAUGAUAGAAAACAAUACUUUUGAGCAGAUUUUGAGCACAACAUUACUUAAUCAUAUAGAACAAGGCAUCGACAGGUUAGUAAAAGAUCUAAAGGUAACAAUUGGUGCUG